Molecule: messenger RNA, 1470 nt
Organism: Seriola dumerili (greater amberjack)
Lineage: Eukaryota; Metazoa; Chordata; Actinopteri; Carangiformes; Carangidae
Gene: zswim2
Product: zinc finger SWIM-type containing 2
Exons: 10
Coding region: 1-1470 (489 amino acids)
Molecular function (GO): zinc ion binding; ubiquitin protein ligase activity
Source: RefSeq, a predicted model, not a curated record
AUGUUCAGGAAACCUGCCUGGAGGAACACAGUCAGUGAUGCAGUGGGUUUCCACCAGGACCAAGCCCUCAACACAACUAUAUUCCUCCUGAAAUCCUACGGCCCCACGGGAUUUCUGCUCAAAGAGGAGGGAGAGGCCAGAAACUUCAAGGUGUGUUUGGGUGACCCACAUACGUGCUCUUGCCCGGUGUUCAUCAAGGAGCAGGAGCCAUGUAAACACAUCUGCUGGGUUUUACUGCGGAAAUUCAGACUACCCAGAGAACAUGAGUAUUCAUUUCAACACGGACUUGUGGAGAGACAGAUAUCGGAGGUGCUCCAUGGUUUACACCAAACCAAAGCCAACCGGAUGGAAAAUGAUUCCUCUGUUGCUUCUGGGACCUCGAGCCAACCAGACACAAACCAGGAGGCUGGAAGUGUCUGCCGGAAGGUGAUCCAAGCCCAGGAUGUGUGUCCAAUCUGUCAAGAGGAGCUGCUGGAGAAAAAACAGCCUGUGUCUUACUGCAGGUUCGGUUGUGGCAAUAACGUCCAUAUCUCUUGCAUGAAAGUUUGGGCAGAUCACCAGAAGCUCUCUGACAGGGAAGAAACGGUGAAGUGCCCUCUGUGCAGGGAGGACUUCGGCUCUUUGAAGUUACUCCAGGAGCAGGUGAAAAACGCAGCAAAGCUCUUCACUGCUGCUGAGAGAGAGAAGCCAGGCAAGCACCUGGGAGUUCUCUGUAACGGUUGCCAGGUCUGCCCUAUCACUGGCAAAUGUUUCAAAUGCAUAGUCUGCAGUUACUUCUAUUUGUGUGAGGACUGCUCAAAGAAAGGCUGCCACCCGCAGCAUCAGUUUGCUUCACGAACAAAAAGAGGAGACAAGUGGCAUUUUGUGGCAGAGGACCUGAGAGAUGAACCAAAGGGAGCGGCCUCUCAGUCAGCAAAUGACAGCAUCAUCCCUGUUGCCGCAGACCUUCUACCAGAAAAUGUGCUGGGGUGUCUGCCUACUGUGAGGGUGAGAUCGGGGUCCAUGCUCUUGGACGAGGGACAGCAGUGUCGGAUCUGUCUACAGAAUUUUACCCUGGGUCACCGUGUCCGAACUCUGCCUUGUAAUCAUAAGUUCCAUAUGGACUGUGUGGACGGGAUCCUGCGGAAGUUGAACUCCUGCCCCUUGGAUGGAUAUGUCAUUUAUAAUCCCUUGACUUGGGGAACCAGUGAAAGGAAGACCUCCCAUAAGUUGGCCUCUUGCCUUUCCAAUGACUUUGCCAAACCAGAACAUAGCUUAAAGGAUCUGUUUAUCCCAGGAGUGGCACUGCGGGACAGGAACUCUAAAACUGCCCCUUCACAUGGUUCUCUUAACUUAGAAGUGCUGACAGGCUCUUCAGAUACUUUAAACAUCCCCCGCAAGUUAAAGACUGAUGAGUUUCUUGGCUUCUGCAUUACCACACCAGAUGCUAUUGGGGAGGAUGAGGAAAACAUGGUGCAGAAACUUGUCUAA